AUGGAGGAUCUGAGCGGGUUAAGUUGGACCUCUGGUCCCAAUGAUCCCCCAAAGCCUGCUCCCAUGAACUCCGGUUCACUGUUCUCGAGCGUGCGCGCUUCUUCCGCUUCGGGUAAAUCGACACCUGUCUCUGGCAACGUGACCACGUCCAACCCGUCUUCGAAGUCUACAACCCCUGCCAACGAUAGUUUUGCCAGUCUCGUCUCCUUUGGGUCGUCCAACUCCAACAACAAGAACUUAUCUUUGCUCGAGCAACAGAAACGGUUGGAAGAACAAAGAGCGAAACAAGAGGCGGAGAGGCGCGCCCAGUUUGAAGCACAGUAUGGGGGGCAGAAUGCGCAAUUCUUGGAAAGUUUGGGACAGAUUGGAAGCAAGCCAGCUCCUGCUGGCACUACAUCUCAGGAGCAAGCCUUGGCAACGAGUCCCGACGAAGAUGACCUAUUAGCUGCUUUCAAUGCCUCCGCGCCUGUAGACGCAUCGACCCAUUUCCCCGUUCCCACCUCCAACACAGACCCGCGAUUCAAUUCCACCUCGAACAAGACAUCUCAGCCGGCUGGUAUGGAUUUCCCUGAGGAUGACGACCCAUUCGGGUUGGGACAAAUGAGCUCGAAAGCAACAACCGCACCGAACCCUCCUGCAGCUCAAGGCGAUGAUGACGAUUUCCUUGGGUUGCUCGGGAAGCCAGUGUCAGAAGUAUCGCAGGUUCAAAAGCAAGCAACUGAGGAUACACGUGAUCGCGAAAGUCACAGCCCAUCUUCACAUCCCGGAGAUCCGCGAGAUCGUGCAAUAGCAGAACUGGUCGAUAUGGGGUUUCCACCAGACAAAGCAGGUCAAGCGUUGGAUAACACGGGGCUGGAUGUUCAUGCUGCAGUUGGAUGGCUCCUGAAUCAGGCACAUGCUGAAUCCCGGCAAAAGGCCAGAGCCAAAGCGGAUGCAGCGAGGCUCAACGAGCCCGGUGGGAUUGUGGAAAAUCGUGAACGGAGGCGAGAACAGAGUGAGAGACGGGAAAGGAGCAUCCCCGCAUGGAUGAAGGGAGAAGAUGUGACUCAGCAUCCGAGGAGUCGGGAUGACAGCAGGUCGCCCGCGUCCCGCGAACGAGAUGUCAGUGAAAUAGCCGCCAAUUUGGGCAAUCAGAUUUUCAAGACCGCGAAUUCGUUGUGGAAAACAGGAAGCAAGAAGGUCCAGCAAGCUGUCCAAGAACUUAAUGCUGAGUUCGAUCCCAGCCAACCCCGUUGGAUGAGAGAGGCAGCCUUUGCCAGGGAGAGUCAGCGUACGGAAUCUCAGCCAUCGGGACGCCAGCGGGCAGAGCGUGAUGAUUCCAUGAAUCAGGAGGGAAAUACCUCCCUUGGCCUUACUGAUGAAGCUCUACUCCUCGAAUCCGAACCUCCUCCUCGCCCGGCACGACAUGCCACGCGACCGAAAGCAGAUGCGCCGACGGUCCCAGAGAGCAGAGGGAACCGACAUCCAACUUCGGUUCCAGCUGCACCCAGUGAAAAGUAUGAAACCAAGCCAGCUUCGUCACAACAAUUCACUGCUAGAGAUCCCAAGUCUCGACUUACCCGAGCUGCGGUUGAAGAACAAUCGUCACAAGCGUAUGUCAGCCCGGCCCGGAGGAGACGGCCGGCACAGGAACAACCAGCCACAGAACCUACUCCUGACCUGCUCGAGAGUUCCAAACCUUCGCCGUCGGGUGUUUCAUCGUCUCCAGAGCCAUCACGCCAGCCUUCACAAUCCUCGGAGCCGCCUAGGCCCUUGCCCUCAAGGCCGAAGGUGCCAGCUAGAACCGUGCCCCAUGUCUCGCCUUCUUCACUCAUGUCAUCACAUCAGCACCGCGAGGCAGGGAAUGAAGCUUAUAAACGGGGAGAUUAUGCCGCUGCCCAUGAUGCCUUCGCCAAGGCCCUUUCAUUCCUGCCCAAUGGUCAUCCGCUGACGAUCAUAGUUCUUAGCAACCGUGCUAUGACGGCACUUAAAAUUGGAGAGCCAAAGGCGGCAAUCGCUGAUGCAGACUCUGUAUUAGAAGUCAUUGGUCCAUCGAAAGGGGAAGGAGAAGAGAUUGAACUUGGAAAUGGGCAGCCCGCAAAGCCUAUGAGGGACUUUUUCGGUAAAGCUCUCAUGCGGAAGGCUGAGGCACUGGAGCAGCUGGAGAGGUGGGAGGAAGCGGCAAAGGUCUGGAAACAAGCUGUGGAAAAUGGUCAUGGCGGCAGUACCAGUAUCCAAGGACGCAACAGGUGUGAGAAAGCAGCUGGUAUCAGCAAACCAACCCCAGUGUCGCGUCCCUCCCAGCCGAAGAAAGCAGCGCCUGCUCCCAAGAAGUCUGCAUUGGAUGACCUCGCUGGAGGCCCGGCCCAGAUCCCGGUGUCGACCACUGAAGCUGUCUCUCGCUUGCGGGCCGCGAACGAAGCAGCCGAUCGCGUUGAAGAAGAGAAACUUGCAUUGACGGAGAGUGUUGACGCUAAGAUAGCGGCUUGGAAGGGCGGGAAACAAGAUAAUCUGCGUGCGCUCCUGGCCAGCCUUGACAGCAUUUUGUGGCCUGAGGCCGGCUGGAAAAAGAUCAAUAUGUCGGAAUUGGUCCUUCCGAACAAGGUCAAGGUGCACUAUAUGAAGGGAAUUGCCAAAGUGCACCCUGACAAGAUUCCAGCGAAUGCAACAACCGAGCAACGAAUGAUUGCCGGGGCCGUGUUCAGUGCUCUGAACGAAGCCUGGGACAAAUUCCGUAAGGAAAAUAAUCUCUGA
This is a messenger RNA of Rasamsonia emersonii CBS 393.64, 2733 nucleotides long. RefSeq names its product Auxilin containing DnaJ domain protein. The transcript is spliced from 2 exons. Bases 1 to 2733 code for a protein of 910 amino acids. Gene Ontology annotation, biological process: clathrin-dependent endocytosis; clathrin coat disassembly. Gene Ontology annotation, cellular component: cytoplasm; vesicle; intracellular membrane-bounded organelle. The record is from RefSeq and is a predicted model, not a curated record. NCBI's taxonomy places the organism in Eukaryota, Fungi, Ascomycota, Eurotiomycetes, Eurotiales, Trichocomaceae. Gene Ontology annotation, molecular function: clathrin binding.